UAUAAUGGAAACUUUAAACGCUCUGAUUGAUAGUUUUGUUGAAAGUGUGUAUAACUGUGACAAUAAAACUAGGCGACAUUUACAAAGAUUGGACACACACUAUGGUUAUCUAUUAGCACCGUCAAAUUCAAAAUGUGAGCAAAACGCUUUGACAUUUGAAAGUCUGAGGAUGAAGAAGACCGUAUGAAGGAUAUUUGUGUCUUAUGUUAUUAGCGAUGUUGUGGAUUUUGAUCGUUUUUAGCCUUCUUCUAUCAGUCUUUGGACACAACAACAAUCAGUGUUUCCUGCCUGAGAACAGGACGUGUCAGACACCAGGACCAUAUGUGAAAGGAUGUUUGUGUAGCUGUUUCAAAAACGUAACUGUCAAUAGAGAUUUUUUACAUAUAAAUUUCUCUUCCUGUGUUGCGGUACUACAAACAUGUUCGUUGUAUAAAUUAUGGUUUGACGUAAGAUUCUUGGACCAAAACAAGACGGUCAUUGCUUCAAAAGAGGAAACAUACAUCGAUCACAACAUCAAAGAAAAAUCACAAACUUUUCCUUUGUAUAAGUUAAGUAACCCACUGGAAGAAAGACACCCUUUUUACGACCGAAACAAUUAUGUUAAAUUACAGAUGAUGAAAAUGUACACUGUUUUGAUCAAACCACAAUGUACAGCUUGUGACAAUUCCUGCAGAUACAUUAGAAAUGAUAUACAAGUUGUUAGAAAUUUCAUGACAUCAACUAUACUGCCAGAAAAUCCAAAUAAAGGCGCCAUUUGGAUGCUUUUGGUAAUUGUAGCAGGAGUCUUUGCACUAUUCAUUAUUUUGUCAGUAUUCAUUUUUACCAAGAGAAGAAGACAUUUCAUUCAGAAUACAGAUAGUUCGUCAAGAUUGAUUGAACAAAACAGAAAUGACCCAAACGUGUUCGGAAAGUUAUAUAUCGUACCUUUAUCCGAUGCUGAUCCGAAACAUGUGGAACAUUUAAAGCAAUGGUUUCAUAAUAAAACUACUUGCCGUCUUGUGCAACCGGAAUAUCUAAUGGUGAAGUGUAAUAAUGGCAGCCUGAAUAUGGCAAGGGAUUUCUCAAAUGACACUGUUAUCCUCGUCGUUCUUACUAACAAUAUGGUAAUAAGCUUCUUGAGACAGUGUUAUGAUAAUAGUGGAGACCUAUGGAAUGACUUGCAUUUUUGUUUUCUACAAAAUAUAAUUGAAUCCAUUGAAUCAUUUCCUUCAAUGUAUUUUGUGACGUUCGACAGUGAAAUGAAACUUACUGUUCUGAAUUUUGACUUUAACAAUAAACUUAAUGGUCUCAUGCAAAGACUAAUUGUAAUGUCUAAUUGCGCUGAAGAACAAAAAUUGCAAUUAAACCGUGUUCUGAAUUUUGUGCAUAUUUCAAACCAAGCCACUGUUGUUUAACUUUGUUGGACUGUUUUUAUUUUUGAUUUGCUUUAUAGUCGACAAAAUUUUAUGUUUGCUCCUUAUAUAUUUCAUUUCUAUUAGACUAAAUAUUAUUUAAAUGUUAUUUUUAUGUUA
Molecule: messenger RNA, 1511 nt
Organism: Mytilus californianus (California mussel)
Lineage: Eukaryota; Metazoa; Mollusca; Bivalvia; Mytilida; Mytilidae
Exons: 7
Coding region: 204-1394 (396 amino acids)
Source: RefSeq, a predicted model, not a curated record